AUGAUCCUGAGUAACCCUGGUGCCUCGAUUGCAAUUGCCAAUCCCCGACAUCCAAGACCUCCAGUGGUCCUGUCGUUUCAGCGUUACAGCCAACACAGACAUCAGUCAGUUUAUGACAAAUGUUACGGUAACUGUAGAUGGACCUGGAAAGGCGGUCAAAAGCUCAUUGUCGAAUCGGAAAACGCGCCAGCCCUAGGCUCUUUUGCUUCUGGGGAAGAGAUGGGGCAAGGUAUUGAGCAACAGCAGACUCAUCGUUGUCCUUCGUUUCCAUCCGUCGUUGAUGUCAUGAAUCGGCAAAUUUCAAAGAUACCAAGUGUUUCGGUAAGUUGA
Messenger RNA from Neurospora tetrasperma FGSC 2508, 330 nucleotides. RefSeq lists its product as uncharacterized. The transcript has 3 exons. The record is from RefSeq and is a predicted model, not a curated record. Lineage: Eukaryota; Fungi; Ascomycota; Sordariomycetes; Sordariales; Sordariaceae. The coding region runs from base 1 to 330 and encodes 109 amino acids.